This is a messenger RNA of Parnassius apollo (apollo), 4356 nucleotides long. NCBI's taxonomy places the organism in Eukaryota, Metazoa, Arthropoda, Insecta, Lepidoptera, Papilionidae. The record is from the annotation of a GenBank genome assembly.
AUGAGUUCAGUGCCAGGUAUCGUAAAUAGGUCCGAAGAGCAGCGGAAACGUCCCACUUUACAGAAUAUUGCAACCAAAGAGAAACCAAAAGAAAUACACACUCGGAAAUCCGAUGUACUAGAAAUAGCUGUAACAGCGAUGUCUAAGGCCAAUAGAUUAUAUCAGGACGCUAAGUUGCAGCUAGAGCAGUCUGGAAACUUAAAGACUUCCAUAAAAGAGACGGUGGUAAAUAACCUUUCUGAACUCUUUGGAAUCGUAUUACAGUUAAACGAAGAAAGGCAGACUCUACUCCUACAAUUGGAGAAAGCUCGUAUACAACUUAAAGACGAUUUACUUAGGCAAGAAAAACAGUAUGUAGAGAGCCUUAGAGCACUAAUGGAUCAGGGUAGUAUAAGAGAUAUUCAGUCUGCUCUCACCGAAACAGUGAGUGAUAUGAGAACCCUAACGGACUCAUUGAAGCACACGAUGGGCAAUGACACCUUAUUGGAUAAACAUACUUUUAUGGGCAAAUCGGAGGAUACCAGAAGGGAACUGAUGGAAAUAAAAGAAGAAUUAUCAUCCCUAAAAGACCAAAUGGGUGGACUUCGAGAGUCUUUGGUUAUAAGCGAAACAAAUGAACCCACAUAUGCCAGCAUAGCUGGUCGACCUAAGGCCAAAAUAAACAAACCAGCUACCGAUAAAGCCAAUGGGAAUGGAUACGAAAUAGAAGAGAAGCUGACAAAUAUUUCAUCUCAAGCUUAUGAAGCUAUACAACAUAUUAAAGACCUUCAUUCAGAAUUUGAGCGAAUAAUGAACAGAGAGCAGACCCACGUCACUCAGCCACAAGUCCUGGAAUAUAAAAAUAGCUUUUUAGAGUCACAGUUGAACUCAAUUUCAAUUCUUGUCACAGAAACAAAGCAUUUAAUCAAAGAAUUACAGAGCAGACCUAAUGUCAUAAAACAAACUGAAGAGGUACAAAGUGAACAAACAAAAAUAAUAACCGACACACUAACUCAACAAAUCAAUAAAAUGAUUAUUGAACUGAACGACAUAAAAGAACUGGAACUGAGUCAAAUAGCUUGCCAAGGAAAUCCUGGUAUCGGUGCCGAGCUCAUUAUGGUAGAAAUAAGGGAAAAGUUAAGCGAAAUCCUGAAUCAAUGCUGCGGGACAGCAACAUCGACAAACACACCCGCCACCAACAUUGCUGAGGGUAUUAUAAGCAAAAAAACUGACCGAAAGGCAGAUAUAAUAAAAGAGUCUACACCACCUGGGGCUCCCACGCGCUCUUAUGCAGAGGUGUUGGCGAGGCCUCACUUUGCUCUAAUCGUAGAAUCCGCUGACCCCAGACACACUAGUGAUGACGUGGCAAAAACAGUCAAGAGCCAUGUUGAUGUUGUGGAGCUUGGAUUAGGAGUGAACAACGUUAGAAAAAUCAAAAAUCAAAAAAUUAUUAUAUCUUGUGAUAGCGAGGAUGACAGAAGCAAACUGCAGGAGGCAAUAAAGAACUCGGACCAAAAAUUAACCGCUGCGAAAACAGUAUCUAAACAGCCUUUGCUUAAAUUAGUCGGAGUAAUAAACGAUCUGGACAAUAGUAAAAUUGCAGAUGCGUGUAACCUUGGUAGGGGUCUCGUAGCUACACAGGAGUGCUUACAAAACGCUACAAGAAAUAAAACAUCUAUUGCACUUCUCCAAGAACCGUAUGUAGGUGCAUCGGGUAAUGUGAAUAUAUCAUACAAAACAAUUCAGAAAAUAGAUAAUCGAUCUAAGCCUGUAAAGUCUGCUGUUGUUGUCAUUGACCCCAAUAUAUUAAUAAUCGAAGAUAGUAAAUUUAUCACAGAAAAUACAGUAGGUGUUAUUAUUGUAAAUAAAAAUAAUAAUAUAGGAUUGAUCUCGAUAUACUGGGAAGACUAUGAAAACAUCGAAAAUUACAUACAGCAAUUGAAUACUAUUAUUAAAAAUAUGAAUACACCUUUUAUCAUUAUUGGAGGCGACUGCAACUGUAAUAGUCAAUGGUGGGGAUGUGACAAUGAGGAUGCCAGAGGAAUAUUGCUCUCGGAGUUCCUUGCUGAAGCAAGUUUGGAAAUUAUUAAUGAAGGCCGUACUCCUACAUUCUAUACCAUAAGACAGGGAGCAGAAUGCAAGAGCAUAGUAGAUAUAACAGUUUGCUCUGUACCUACUAUGACUAAGAUACUGAACUGGACAGUCAACCCAAACAUAGUCACCACCUCAGAUCAUAGAGCAAUAACUUUUGACAUAUGCAUAGGUCCUGAAGAAACAAGGAAGGGGAUUAGAAAAUCUACCAGGAUUUACAAUUCCACUAAGGCCGACUGGAAUAGAUUUAAUAAAGAACUUAUAACAAAUUUGGAAAAUGAAGGAUUAAAUACGAAAGAAGUGACACACAUACAGACUGGAAAAUAUCUCGAAGACGCUAUAUUAAAAUUAAAUAAAUGCAUAACUAAAGCCUGUGAUAAAUCUAUGCCCAAACUAACAAAUACCAAAUUCAUCAAGAAGAUCAAAUGGUGGAACAACGAACUAGACCUAAAGAAGAAGAAAGUUAUAAGGCUAAGACGCAAAAUACGACAUGCCAACGAGAACAGAAAACCUUAUAUUAUAGAUGAUUACUUAAGAGCGUUAUCUGAUUACAAAGAAACCAUAUUAAGGACGAAAACAAAUAGUUGGAAAGAAUACUGCACAGGACAAUCACGAGAGACUAUGUGGGACAAAUUCUAUAGAAUAUCCAAGCUCACCGAUUUUCAUCUUAAUGAAGAGAUGCUAAAAGAUUCAGACGGAAAUAUAUUAGACCCAUUUCAAUCCGCAGAUCUUUUGGCUAACACAUUUUAUCCAGCUGAUAAUAUUGACAACGACACAGAAUACCAUACAAGAAUACGAGAGGACACAAACACAAUAGAAAGUCAAAUAAAAAUGAUAAAACAGUCUACAGAAUUCACACCCUUCACAACCUAUGAAAUUAGUACGCUAGUGGGGGGAGCGAGCGUACCUGAAUUAAGAGCUCACACGACUUCGGAAUUCCCCACGCAGACGCCGGCACAACCUGGUGACCAGGUAUUGCCAGCCUUCAUUUCGGCAGAAACUUCAACUCCAGAAGCAGCUAGCCCAUUGCCUAAUCUUGAUGAGGCCGUUACGUCUUCUCCUGUGCUUAAUAGACCAGAAUCAAGUCUGCUUCGCAUCAAAACGCAGAUACGCCAGGCAAAAUCAGUAGAAGUCCAAGAGGCUGCAAGAAGAUUGUCUGAGGCGGAAGAUCCUCUUGACUCCGACUGUGAUAGUAAAGAAACCAAUACUUCUCUAGACGCUUCGACACGCUCUAUCAGUGGCAGCAGAAUGUUCUUGAAUGAACUACCGAGACAUGCAAACGAGAUACUACAGCGCACAAAAUCAGAGCUGGAAAAGUCUGGAAAUCUCAAGAGAGAGAUACGGGAAAGCGUAACUUCAGGCCUGUAUACUCUUUAUGAGAUGGUACUUAAACUUUCAGACUCAAGGAUGCUGCAUAUGCUCGAAGCUAAUAAGCAGAAACUUAAUGUCUCACGAGAGUCAGAGAGGCUAACCCAGAGACAUGCUAGGUUCAUGCAUGAGACUCUGGGUCAAUAUGCUUUACUAAAGGAUCUCAUAGAAAAACUACAAAAAGAAACGGAAUCAAUGAGAAUGAUUCUGUCGUACGACUUAUGUACUGCGGUAACAGAAACUAAACGCGAGGUUACUACGGUUAAACAGGAUAUAUCAAUGUCUAGCUCCAUUACCAACCAGCUAAAGAUAGUGUUGGAAGAACUAAGAACUUUCCGUGAAAGUCUAGAACCUCGGCGCUACUCCACGACAAAAGAACCCGCCAUCCCUCUUCAUUUCGUUGAAGAAUUACAUGAAAUACGCAGUACAUUACGUGAGAUAAAAUCCCUCAGGGAUGAACAAUGUAAUCAGAAGGUUCGGGAAUCAACGGAACAAGAAAUGGAUCUUGAGGCCUGUGUUCGAGGUGUCUCUCAGGAGCUGCGACAAUAUGUCUUAGAAAUGAAAUCGCAGCUUCAGGAAGACAUAAUUGACCUUCGAAAUCAAGUAUCUAAAAUCACUGAGAAUUCAACAAAUACUAAUAGGAACCCUGUAGACUCCCUAAUUACUUCGGUACAAGCCAGCAUAGAGGAACUCCGAAGAGAAACUAGGGAGCUGCAAGACACAACUGUGGAAUCAGCCGCUCCCAUCCGAAUGGCUAUAGAGGGACUACGCAACGAAGUAAGAUGGCAACCAGCCAAAGAGAAUCCCCUUAAUGAUGAGGAUGAGCAAAUUCAUCACUCACCAAGAAAAUACAGAAGCGUCCAGGCUUACAAAAAAAUGCAUGAUCACGCUAACAAGUCCUCUCGCUCUUACUCAGAG